AUGGCAUUUUCUGAACUCCUGGACAGAGUGGGCGGCCUGGGCAGGUACCAGGCUCUCCAGACGGUGGCUCUGGUGCUCCCUAUCAUGUGGCUCGUUUCUCAGACCAUGCUGGAGAACUUCGCGGCGGCCGUGCCCAGCCACCGCUGCUGGGUGUCCCUCCUGGAUAACGGCACCUCCCAGGUCAGUGUCCUGGACCCCGAGACCCUCCUGGCCGUCUCCAUCCCACCCGGCCCCAACCAGGGGCCCCACCAGUGUCGCCGCUUCCGCCAACCACAGUGGCAGCUCCUGGACCCCAACGCCACAGCCACCAACUGGAGCGAGGCGGCCACGGAGCCGUGCCUGGAUGGCUGGGUCUACGACCACAGCACCUUCACCGCCACCAUCGUGACCAAGUGGGACCUGGUGUGUGACUCUCAGGUCCUGAAGCCCAUGGCCCAGUCCAUUUACCUGGCCGGGAUGAUGGUGGGAGCUACCCUCAGUGGCCCAGCCUCAGACAGGUUCGGGCGCAGGCUGGUGCUGACCUGGAGCUACCUUCAGAUGGCCAUGUCGGGUACAGUGGCCGCCUUGGUCCCCACCUUCCCCCUGUACUGCCUGUUCCGUUUCCUGGUGGCCUGUGCCCUCUCGAGCGUCAUGAUGAACACAAGCACCCUCUGUAGGUCCCCGACCUGGUGCCAUGCAGGGGGGUGCUCUUGCGGGCUCCAGGGUGACCCCCUCAGUCUUCUUGCAGUGAUAGAGUGGACGUCGGCACAGGCCCGAGCCUCGGUGAUGACCUUGAACUCUCUGGGCUUCAGCGUAGGCCAGGUCCUGCUGUCUGCAGUGGCCUAUGGCGUGCGGGACUGUUCGAUGCUGCAGCUGUUGAUCUCGGCCCCCUUCUUCCUCUGCUUUGUGUAUUCAUGGUGGCUGGCAGAGUCGGCACAAUGGCUCCUCUCCACUGGCAGGCCUGACCGUGGCCUACAUGAGCUUCGGAGGGUGGCUGCCAUCAACGGGAAGAGGGCAGCAGGGGACACCCUGACCAUCGAGGUCCUGCUCUCAGCCAUGCAGGAGGACUCGAGUGUGGACCAGGCUCCUUCCAGCCUGGGCACCCUGUUCUGCACGCCCGGAUUGCGCCUGCGGACCUGCGUCUCCACACUGUGCUGGUUCGCCUUUGGCUUCACGUUCUACGGCCUGGCCAUGGACUUGCAGGGCCUGGGCAGCAACAUCUUCCUGCUCCAGGUGCUCAUUGGGGUGGUGGACAUCCCAGCCAAGGCAGGCGCCCUGCUGCUGCUGGGCUGCCUGGGCCGCCGCCCCUUGCAGGCCCUGUCGCUGGUGCUGUCGGGGGCCUGCAUCCUGGCCAACACGCUGGUGCCCCACGAGCUGGGGGCCUUACGUUCAGCCCUGGCCGUGAUGGGGCUGGGGUGCAUGGGGUCCGCCUUCACCUGCAUCACCAUCUACAAUGGCGAGCUCUUCCCCACGGUGCUCAGGAUGAGGGCUGUGGGCCUGGGCCAGAUGGCAUCCCGCGGAGGAGCCUUCCUGGGGCCUCUGGUCCGGCUGCUGAGCACGCACGGGCCCUUGCUACCCCUGCUGGUGUAUGGGACGGUGCCAGUGCUGAGUGGCCUGGCCACGCUGCUGCUGCCCGAGACCCGGAAUCUGCCCCUGCCCGACACCAUCCAAGAUGCGCAGAACCAGUGAGUGGAUCAGGCCUGGAACCACUCCUCCCUCCCUCCAGG
Propithecus coquereli (Coquerel's sifaka) is the source of this 1706-nucleotide messenger RNA. RefSeq names its product solute carrier family 22 (organic anion/urate transporter), member 12 (gene SLC22A12). The record is from RefSeq and is a predicted model, not a curated record. Gene Ontology annotation, cellular component: membrane. NCBI's taxonomy places the organism in Eukaryota, Metazoa, Chordata, Mammalia, Primates, Indriidae. Gene Ontology annotation, biological process: transmembrane transport. Gene Ontology annotation, molecular function: transmembrane transporter activity.